Messenger RNA from Coregonus clupeaformis (lake whitefish), 2762 nucleotides. RefSeq names its product BTB/POZ domain-containing protein 3. The transcript is spliced from 7 exons. Bases 681 to 2285 code for a protein of 534 amino acids. Gene Ontology annotation, molecular function: protein binding. Lineage: Eukaryota; Metazoa; Chordata; Actinopteri; Salmoniformes; Salmonidae. Gene Ontology annotation, biological process: dendrite morphogenesis; neurogenesis; cerebral cortex development. Gene Ontology annotation, cellular component: cytosol. The record is from RefSeq and is a predicted model, not a curated record.
GAGAUACAGAGAGAGGGAGAUAGAGAGAUAUAUAUAGAGAGAGAUAGAUAGAGACAGAGAGAGAGAAAGCAGGCUGUCUGCCUCAGGACUGCUGCAGCUGCAUUAAAUCUCUAGGCUGUCACGCCAGCACUCACCGGAGGAGAGAGGAAAGAAGAGAGAGGAGAGAGGAGAGAGAGGAGAGCGAUUUCAGUAAGGAUUUCAUUGGUACGGUAUCUGGGACAAACAGCGAUGGGUACCCAACAAGACCGUCUGUCACCAGAUCAAACUUGAAAGGAAAACUGGAGGAAAAUAAAAGUCCCUUUGGAUUGUUCCUGUCUAUCUUCUCCAGAAAAAGCAUUGGAUUCUUUCUGUUUCUUUCUGUUUUCUUGAGUAAACUGAAGGAGAAGAGAGAGUGCAGGAUAACCCAUACUUUAACUGUCUGCUUCAUAAAAGCUGAGUAGGAGGAGGAUUUCUGACUGACUGAUUUCCUACUCAGUAUUUUCUGACUGACUGAUGAACUGAACUCUUUCAACUUUGCUGCUGCUGUUUGCUGCAAAAACUCUCUCACUACACUGUCCUGUCCUGUCCUGUCCGAUCACCCUCCCCCUCCUCAGGCCCUUGUUCCCCUCUUCCACCUCUCCUCUCCUGGUGAAAGUAUUUUCUCUGCAUGCUCUCCCACUGCUCAGCAGGACAACACACUCAUGGUGGAUGCUAAAGGCCGGAACAGGAAAUGUCUGACCUUCCUCUUGAUGCUCCCAGAGUCCGUCAAGAGCAAGCCGCUGAGUACUAAGAGCUCCAAAAAGACAGCUAGUAGUACCGGGGGAAGUACCGGGGGUAGUACCGGGGGUAGUACCGUGUCCAAGCUGCCUCCGGUGUGUUACGAGAUCAUUACCCUGAAGAACAAGAAGAACAAGAAGAAGAUGUCAGAUAUUUUCCCCAGCACUAAGAAUCAGGGUGGAGGGUCGGGGGCCACAGUGCAGGAGUACCAGCAACAGAACCUGAAUAAUAACAACACCAUUCAGAACUGUAACUGGCAGGGGAUGUACUCUACUAUACGAGAGAGAAACUCUGUGAUGUUCAACAAUGAGUUGAUGGCCGACGUUCACUUCGUGGUGGGACAGACGGGAGGGACACAGAGACUUCCAGGACACAGGUAUGUUCUCGCUGUUGGUAGUUCAGUGUUCCAUGCCAUGUUUUAUGGAGAGCUGGCGGAAAACAAGGAUGAAAUCCGGAUUCCGGAAAUAGAGCCUGCAGCGUUCCUGGCCAUGUUGAAGUACAUCUACUGUGAUGAGAUAGACCUGAGCGCUGACACGGUGCUGGCCACCCUCUACACUGCUAAGAAGUACAUCGUGCCUCACCUGGCCAGAGCCUGUGUUAACUACCUGGAGACUAGCCUUUCAGCCAAGAACGCCUGCGUCCUGCUGUCACAGAGCUGUCUGUUCGAGGAGCCUGAGUUGACACAGCGCUGCUGGGAGGUGAUUGAUGCCCAGGCAGAGCUGGCCCUGACAUCGGAGGGUUUCACGGACAUCGACUCCAAGACACUAGAGAGUAUCCUCCAGAGAGACACCCUCAAUGCCAAGGAGGAGGUGGUGUUCGAGGCAGCUAUGAGCUGGGCCGAAGCAGAAUGUCAGAGAAAGGACCUCACCACCUCCAUCGACAACAAACGCAAGGUGCUGGGCAAUGCCGUAUUCCUCAUCCGCAUCCCUACCAUGGCAUUGGACGACUUUGCCAAUGGUGCCGCCCAAUCAGGCGUCCUGACGCUGAACGAAACCAACGACAUCUUCCUGUGGUAUACCGCGGCAAAGAAACCGGACCUCCAGUUCGCCAGCCAACCCCGGAAGGGCCUGUCUCCCCAGCAAUGCCACCGUUUCCAGUCCUGCGCCUACCGGAGCAACCAGUGGCGCUACCGGGGACGCUGCGACAGCAUCCAGUUCGCCGUGGACAAACGGGUCUUCAUCGCCGGGUUCGGCCUCUACGGCUCCAGCUGCGGAUCGGCGGAGUACUCGGCUAAGAUCGAGCUCAAGCGCCAGGGCCUUGUCCUCGGACAGAACCUGAGUAAAUACUUCUCUGACGGUUCUAGCAACACGUUCCCUGUGUGGUUUGAGUAUCCCGUUCAGAUAGAACCGGAUACGUUCUACACGGUCAGCGUGGUGCUGGAUGGGAACGAGUUGAGUUACUUUGGACAGGAGGGAAUGACCGAGGUGCAGUGUGGGAAGGUGACCUUCCAGUUCCAGUGUUCGUCAGAGAGUACCAACGGGACCGGAGUCCAAGGGGGACAGAUACCUGAACUCAUCUUCUACACAUAAAGAAACCUAAUGCCUAAUGUGUACCUUCUGUGACCAUCCACAUGGCUGGUUCCGCGUCCACUCACUUCCUUGGAAAAGAAUGUGAAGACGGGAGCAAACGUUCAAAAUUGCGACGUUUUGUUUGAGUGGCCUUAGCGGAAGGCGUGGAAGAGGAAGGUAUGAAUUAGGCUUAAUGGAAUGGACCAUACCAUAACUGAGUUUGGUCCCCAAAGGAGAUGUGCUUGUUUUUAUGGGACCAUUCUAGUUGCCCUUUCCAGCAGUCAAAUGACCAAGUAGCCUCAUGGAAUGUUAUUCAUAUUUUUCAUAAUUUCAUAAUUAAUAAACAUUAUUUUUUUAAACCUGAUGGAAAUUCGGUGUUUCUAUGUUAAACAGUUUUGUUAUUAUUUCCGUCUUCUGUGAUCUGUAUAAAGUGUAAUAUUGUGAUGCAAAUUCAAAAUGUAAUACAUUUCAACUCUAUAUCUGACAUGAUACAGGUGU